AGUUAGUUAGCUGGUGCUUCUUAAAUUUGUGAGUACAAAGAAAAUGGACGACCCUUUUUUCACUGCGGCCCCUGAUUUGGACAAAUUACUUGAUGAAUUAGAAGUCACGGAAGCGCAAACGGAGCAGAAACGACAAAAGGAAGCUAAACUGCAAAAGAUUCUGAGAAGUCCGAGCCCCACUGAGGUGGUUACGACCCCAAGCCAAGUGCUACAACCACAGAAUUAUGAACCUAUACCAACUCUCACUAAUCACGAUAACGCAUACUCAAACGAAGACAACCUGUUAAUCGACAUGUCAACUCCAGUCUUAGUUCCACCAAACCAUAAUGAAUAUGCUAUGUUGAACAACAACAAUGACAAAGAAAUGCUGGCUAAAAUUUUUGGCAGCGAUUCCGAGAGUUCAAAUUUAUCAUCCUUAUAUGCGGGAGCCCCUAUGAACAAUGAAUCUUCCAUUGUAAAUAAUGUGACAAUGAAUUAUACUUCGUUACUGGAUACUCCUAACUGUUUAAUUGAAGUUGAAACAGCUGUUACAAAACCUGAAGAAAAAGUUGGAAAUUUAACACAGCCGAAAAUGAAUAAAAUGGAUGUAAAUACCGAAGAAAAUAGUUUUAAAAGCAAAGCCUUGCCCACCUCUAAUGGGGAGAGUGCCAAGAUAGAGGAGAAAUCGGACAAAACGGCAUAUACUGAUUUUAUGAACACAGAAACCAUGUCAGAAUAUCAUAAAAAAGGUGCAAGGCCAAAGCAGCAACGUAAGGACAUUUAUGCUCCGAAAGUUCUUGAAACCGUUCCAAGUAAAACCAGAACAACUGGGGGAGUAACCCAUAGACUUAUUGAUAACAUGGCUCAAGAUACUGAACUAAAAAGUAAAAUCAAUAAUACACCACCUGCUAAAGUUGUGAAAAACCAAAACACUGAAAUAUCAACUUCUUUCACCCAAGAAAGGGUACUUGCUUCUCCUGUUUCCUCUGAUCCUUCAAUUCCUGCUCCCGCACCUGUUAAAACAUCCCUUUCAUCUCCAACUUCUUAUUCCGACCCCCCUCCUCCCUUCAACCCCCAUACAUCAUCAUCUAAAUCCACUGCUCCAUCACUCUCUUUUACUCCUAAUGCUCCUUCCCCAUCACCAUCUGUUUCUUCUAUUGCUUCUCAUGUCUCACCUCCCCCCACUCCUUCUCCCCCUCAUCGUACACCUUCAUUCAAGAAAGCACCUAAUGUGACCCCAGUUGAAAAAUAUGAUGAUGAAGAAACAUAUUACGACCAUACACACAUGCAACAUCAUCCAGAACAGAAAGAAAGCAUUGACGACAUUUCUGUUCCCCCUUCAAUGCUUCAUGAAGCCAGUAACAGCAAACCAGAGGUGUAUGUUCAACCUGUUGUAAAAAUAAUGAGACCAGGGCGUGUGCGACCUACGUGGGUACCAGAUGAUGAUAGUGCCGUGUGCUCACAAUGCCAAUUGAAGUUUACUUUUACAAGAAGAAGACACCACUGUCGAGCUUGUGGUAAAGUUUUCUGCAGUUCAUGUUGUAGUGAGAAAGCAAAGCUUGAAUACAUGGAGUAUGCGGUUGCAAGAGUUUGUGUUCAUUGUUUUGUCACAAUCCAAGAAGCUGAUGUUGCUGCAGCUGAAGCUUUGAAUAAACCAACCAAACCAACGCUCAAGUCUCCAGAUGACCCAACCACCCCUUCACAUAACAAAAGUGUUCGAUUUUCUGAUGGCACGAAACCCACCCACCCCACCACUGCUAUUGCCACCCCUCCUAUGCCACGUCGAGCUAAAAGUCGCUCUGCUGCAAAGAAUGUUCAUGUUGAAGAAAUGAAUCCUGAACCACAGUUUAAAAGCUCCCUCCCUCCAAUUCUACAAGAAACAGAGGAUGAGAGAACUUAUGCAUUGAUGGAAAAUCCAGAUAUGGAAGGAGUUACUUCAUAUUUAUGGUCGUUACCUCCAGAUCCAAUAUGUUUUGUGAUAUCUUCCAAUUUAUGUUUACUAGUGAAAGUUGUAAAAUAUGGUUCUUGUAUGUACUACUAUGUUCUUUCAAUGGGUUUGGACUCGGUUGGGCAGUCAGAAGUCGCUUUUAUCAUCAGUGCAGAAGAAGAAGACCCAAUUCCCCUCCAGAUAUUCAUGUUGUACAGAUUCCUAUUCACAAAUGCAAGGAAGGGCAAACCUGUACAUUGCAUGGACCUCCUUCUUACCUCAGAAUUUUUAAACCCCACUGACGAAUUCAACGGAUCAAAAGAUUACGCGGGAUUAUUAUUCGUACGUCACACAUGUCAAGAUAUUGAUGCGCUUCAGUAUGAUGUGGAUGCAUGUCGAUUUUAUAAUGGUGUCAUGGAUUUUUCCUCCAAUACUGUACAGUUCUCUUCCACAUUAUUUGCGUUGCUUAUUUCAAAGUCAGAAGUACCGUGGGCCAAAUUGUUUCCAACCCGGUUACUUUGUGGACUUGGUGCACAGUUUAAAUACUACCCAUGCCCACUUGUGAAUGAGAAAAUAAGGAAACCCAUAUAUGGAAACAUAGGGAACACAAUUCUUGGAAUUUUGUGUGAUUUCCGAAAUUAUAAAUACCAAGUGAUAUCUGUGCAAGGAAUGACAGUAGUCGUGAAAAAUUCAAACGUGACAAUUAACCUACCGUGCAACAGAUUUUCAGAUAUCAUUAAAAUUCUGAACAGUUCAAAUGACCACGUGUUGGCCCUUGGUGCUGAUGUGAUGGCAUCCACUGAAUACAGCUCAUCUAUUUUAACUUGUGUUCAAAAUCCCAAUGAUUCAAGUUAUCAAACUGAAGUAUUACACGAUGGACCAUAUGAGGAGGAUGGUAGUACAGCAGCAUCAUUUGUUGUGUUUAACGGUUCGUUAAAGUCAUCCCACACCCAACUUGCUAAGUCAACCAUAGUAGAAGACGGUAUCAUGGUCCAAUUACUGCCUGAAAAGAUGGAAUUAUUACGAUCCGCACUAAAAGCCAUGGAAGAUUUUGAAAUUGAUUGUGGACACUUGGUGAAAGAAGAGGAGAAAGAAGGUGAACAUGUCCCUCGAACAUCCGUGUGCAUUCAGUGGAUUUCUGAUGAUACCAAGUUUAAUAUUGGUUUAAGUAGUCCAAUUGACUACAGAGCAUUGGAAGGAGUGAUUGGGUAUAAUAUUCAGGGUAAAAGUGAAAAGAAAGACAAACACUUCAUUUUAAGAUGGAAUCAAGUAUUCUUCUAUCAAUGUACCAAUGAUGCCACAGACAUGGGAAGAUUAGCAGAGCAGAUGGCUCAAGGUUGCUUUCAAGCUCUUGUUCCUCAUCUAUCAUCAUUGAGGAAAAGAGGACAACUUAAGAUCGGGAUCCGGAUUAACGUUCAUCCUGAUGAGGUUGGUUAUUCAGCUGGUAGUCUUGGUGUUCCACUGCCUGAUAAGUGUUUAAAGGGAUUAGACGACCAUCUUAUUCCGCUUGUUAAUGAAGCUACCUGUCACUUGCAAGCCUUCGAAGACCCAGUGGUGUUUGAACUUAUUUUUUACAUUUUGGAGAUGCAGUUAAAAACGUCUCGCAAAUAAUACAGUAAUUUAUAUAGGUGCACUUGCAAUUUCCUUUUGCUAGGUAUAUGAUUUAAAAACAUAUAUCUUUUUCAUUUAAGUCAGCAAUGUGUUACAUUUUUAAAGGAAGUUGUAUUCAAGAGGUCAUAUUAUUAACUCCUUCCUAUGCUGGUGUAUUCAACGAUAAUUUCUUCUUCCAAUUGAGCUGUGUAAAUAUUUUUUAUCGUGAUAUAAUUACGUUAAGAGUGAAAUAAUGCAUUAGUUUCAUCCCUUCACACUCGCUUUAUUUCCGCAAAAGUGUUACCCGAAACAACCUUUGUUUUAAGUAUUGUUGCUAUAUAUAUAUAUCUUUAUGACUACAAAAUAUACAAAAAAUGCAAUGUAAUUUGUAAACAAAUAUAUGUAUGUUUGUACCAGAUACCACUGUUAAAGUGUAUGCGACUGGUCCCGUAUCACAUACAAUAAAGGGGUAUGCAAAACGCA
Molecule: messenger RNA, 3979 nt
Organism: Ciona intestinalis (vase tunicate)
Lineage: Eukaryota; Metazoa; Chordata; Ascidiacea; Phlebobranchia; Cionidae
Gene: zf(fyve)-3
Product: zinc finger (FYVE)-3
Biological process (GO): endosomal transport
Cellular component (GO): early endosome membrane
Molecular function (GO): metal ion binding
Source: RefSeq, a predicted model, not a curated record